Molecule: messenger RNA, 1179 nt
Organism: Pocillopora damicornis (cauliflower coral)
Lineage: Eukaryota; Metazoa; Cnidaria; Anthozoa; Scleractinia; Pocilloporidae
Source: RefSeq, a predicted model, not a curated record
UCACUCGAAUGGACACAAAUCCCCACAACAAAUUUAAAUGCAAAGUAUAAAUUUCGAGAUGUAUGGUUUCGAAUAGAAGCUCGGCUGUCCUAAACAUGGGACUUAUCUAGAAGGAUAUGAAACCGAAUAUCUUAUUGACUUCUUUACUUUCUUCUGUCAUAUUUUAUAAUGCCGUAAUCUCCGGAAGAAUAUUGCAUGGGAGUGAUAAAGGUACCUUGAGGAGUUAUUCAGGAUCGAUUGGAAAGAAAUAUGGUCACCCAAAAACUGGCGAUAAAAUUACCUCAAAGAGGACAUCAAGGAAGUUACCUGCGGCGGGAAGUUUGUUAAGACCCGAGUCCUUGCCUAAAGCAGCACAAAGUAAUGAUGUAGGAAAAAAUAAAGGGAAAAGAUAUGGGUGCUGUAUUUGUCAUGGUUGUCAGCCUUGUGUUGGCGGCUGUAUGCAAAAUUGCGACUGUUGUCACCAUGAGUGCGAUGAAGGCUGUUGGUGUCCUAUACCGGGUGCUGAGGAAGCCCCCAAAAAGAAGCCCGCAGAGGAGCCAUGUUGUUGUCCUUGUUGUUGCCCAUGUUGCCCUGUUCCAAGUUGUCAGCAUUGUUGUCAUCAUAUUCAUCAUCACCAUCAUCAUUGCUGCCCUUGCUGUCCUUGCUGCCACUGCUGCCAUUGUUGUCACUGUUGCCCAUGCUGCUGCCACUGUUGCCACUGUAAGCGAUCUCAAGGGCCCCUGUCAACAACAUUCUUCAGAAGACCUCUCUUCUUGUAUCUGAUUACUCCCUAUCCUUCUAUCAGUGGACUUUAUGAUAAAAACGCAAGGUCGCUGUUACAACAUGGGCCUUUACGUGUUCACUAAGCCGGUAGAUGGCUCGAUAACAGCAUUUUGAUGGUUGAUAAUUAGAAUGGUAUGAGCAGUAGGUUUAGUUAUUCGUGCAUGGUUACCUUCAGGUUUACAUCGUCGCGUUCCUCAAGAUGCACCGUUCUACUAAAGUGAUGCAGAAGCAUGUUAAUUGAGCCUUAAACUACCCGAACUUGGCACAUAUCUAAUUAUCGACUCGACGUGAUAAUAUGAGAUCAACCAUCGUACAUUUUCUUCCCCGUGUAGAUUGGGCUCGCUGGCGUAGUGAAAUGGUCCUUUUCAGGGGGCAAGUUGAUAAAUUACAUGUAAAAAAUCAAUAAUACGGUUCCGA